Messenger RNA from Triticum aestivum (bread wheat), 1693 nucleotides. Its product is annotated as neurofilament medium polypeptide. The coding region runs from base 98 to 1411 and encodes 437 amino acids. NCBI's taxonomy places the organism in Eukaryota, Viridiplantae, Streptophyta, Magnoliopsida, Poales, Poaceae. The record is from RefSeq and is a predicted model, not a curated record. The transcript has a single exon.
GGCAGACCAACAAAACCGACGACAGGGGAGCCGAGAGCGGCAAGCCACUGGACGCUAGCGCUCGCAUCUUCCGCUCGCUACCUCUCCGUGCGGCGGGAUGAAGCAGCCGGCGGCGAGCCCGGGGCGUGCGGAGAAGCCCCAGCAGCAGCAGCUGCCGGCGCCGCCGGGGCUGGCGCGGCUGCUGCUAAGCAAGAGCCGGCGCGGGGCGCGGUCGCGCCGCGCGCCGGCCACGUCGCCCAUGUUCGUGUCCCGGGGCCGGAGCCGCGCGGCGGCGGCGGCGGUGGGGGCGGACGGGGAGCCGUCGUCGCCCAAGGUCACCUGCAUUGGACAGGUGCGGAUGCGCAAGGGGAAGAAGGGCAGCAACAAGGGGCCGGCGGCGCCGCCCCCGCCACCGGCCAAGGAGGAGAAGGCCAGGGGCUACUGCCGGUGCCUCAAGAAGGCGUUCCUCUGCGGCGGGCUGUUCGACUUCGACCGCAAGCACAAGCGCAAGGGGCCUCCGCCGGAGGCGGAGCGGACUCGCCGGUCGCCCUGGGUGUUCAGCAGCAGGGACGUGGCCGUCGCCGCCGCGCCCAAGCCGCCGGAUCCGACGAGCGACCGCGCCGAGGAGGAGGGGGAGGACGACAAGUCCGUGGGGGCCUUCGGCUCGACGGAGAGAGACGAGAAGGCGAGUGACCCGGGGACCGACAGCGGUGGCAAGGAGGAGGAAGAGUGCGAGGAGGGGGAGACGGCGGAGCUCGUGUCGUCCGCGACGACCACGCCGCCCAAGAACGCUCUGCUCCUGAUGCGCUGCCGCUCCGCGCCGCAGAACCGCUCGUCCCCGCUCACCUCCAGGUUCGCCGCCGGCGCCGCGCCGUCGCCGGUCCAGGAAGCGGCCGAUUUCGCGGUGGAGUCGAUCGCCGCGACGCCACCUCGGGCGUCGCCCUCUCCGCGCAAGCCGGACAUGGUGUCACCUUGGGCGUCCCCCUCCCCGCGCAAGCCGGACAUGCUGUCACCUUGGGCGUCUCCCUCCCGGCGCAAGCCGGACAUGUUGCAGUCACCACGGGCGUCGCCAUCUCCCCGCAAGCCGGACAUGGUGUCCGCGGAAAGCAACGACGAGAAGCGGCAAGAAAUGGCAGUAUCCACGCAGGAAGACGAGGAAAAGAUGGUGGAACAAGAGCACGAAGCCGACGACGACGACGAGGAGGAUGACGAAGCGGAAGAGAUGAGGUGCUCGUCGGCGCGGCCGCUGGUGCUGCAGAGGUGCAAGUCGGAGCCGGCGACGACCGCGGCGGCGAAGAUGGCCGCCGGGGCCGGGGCCGAGGGGGCGCCGUCCGGCUGCUUCUGGGCCAACGGCGGGAGCAGCGGCCGGCGGAGGCACGCGCCGCAGAUGUCGCCGGCGGCCGCCGCUCCGGUGGCUUUGACCGGUCACUGAGUCAGUAGGUGGGGACCCCUAGCUGUUUCCCGUAUACUAGUAGUAUUUUCCUUUUGUUGCUGUCGCUGUCGAUUAAAUUUAGCACGGUAAAGCUGUAAUUCCCCACUCUUUUCUCCAUCCAUCCAUCCAUGCCGCUCGGGCGAAGACGAUGCCUGUAAAAAGAUUUACGUACCUAGUCACGCUGUAAAUCUUCUCCUUCUGCCACUAGUACUACUACUACUAGUUGUUUAUUUACCACUGUAUUAUGCAAAGUGUGUAGCCACGAUUCGCCUGUUGAUCCAA